Messenger RNA from Knipowitschia caucasica, 1683 nucleotides. The record is from the annotation of a GenBank genome assembly. Lineage: Eukaryota; Metazoa; Chordata; Actinopteri; Gobiiformes; Gobiidae.
AUGACUCCUGUACAGUCUGCCUGCAUCCCCUUGUUCUUGAAAAACAAAGAUGUAGCAGCUGAAGCGGUGACUGGAAGUGGGAAAACGCUUGCUUUUGUCAUCCCCGUGAUAGAACUAUUGCUUAAGCGUGAAGAAAAACUCAAGAAGAUGCAAGUUGGUGCUCUUGUGAUUACCCCUACAAGAGAAUUGGCUCUACAGAUCAGUGAAGUGUUGGAGACAUUCCUCAAGAGGUUUUCUCAGUUUACGCAGAUUUUGCUCAUUGGUGGUACCAAUCCUAUAGAAGAUAUUGAGAAAUUUAAAGCACAAGGGGCAAACAUUGUGGUUGCAACUCCGGGGCGUCUGGAAGACAUGUUCAGAAGGAAAAGUGAAGGACUUGACUUGGCAAGCUACGUCAAAAGUCUUGAUGUGCUUGUCCUGGAUGAGGCUGAUCGGCUGCUCGACAUGGGAUUUGAGACUAGUCUGAACACUAUCCUCAGCUACUUACCCAAACAGCGGCGCACUGGCUUAUUUUCAGCCACUCAGACUCAGGAGCUGGAAAAGCUGGUGAGAGCAGGUCUCAGGAACCCUGUUCGCAUCACUGUUAAGGAGAAGGGUGUAGCAGACACGUGUACACAGAAAACUCCCUCAAGACUUGCCAACUUUUACACUGUCUGUAGGCCAGAAGAUAAAUUCAAUAAGCUGGUGGCUUUCCUCAGGCAACACAAACAUGAAAAAAAUCUAGUAUUCUUUAGCACUUGUGCUUGUGUGGAUUACUACAGUCGUGCAUUAGAGACCCUUAUAAAAAAGGUCGACGUACAAUGCAUUCAUGGGAAAAUGAAAAACAAACGUAAUAAAAUCUUUGCCAACUUUCGAAAGUUGAAAAGUGGGAUCCUGGUCUGUACAGACGUCAUGGCCCGGGGAAUUGACAUCCCAGAAGUGAACUGGGUAAUUCAGUAUGACCCGCCCAGCUGUGCCAGUGCUUUUGUACAUCGCUGUGGACGUACAGCACGGAUUGGUAACCAUGGCAACGCGUUAGUCUUUCUCCUACCGAUGGAGGAGUCCUAUAUCAAUUUCCUAUCGAUAAACCAAAAAUGUCCGUUGCAAAAGAUGUCUCCCAUAAGUGAUGUUGUUGACGUGCUUCCAAAAGUAAAAGCCAUGGCUUUAGCAGAUCGCGCAAUGUUUGAAAGGGGCAUGAGGGCCUUUGUCUCAUAUGUUCAGGCCUAUUCCAAACAUGAAUGCAGUCUGAUCUUCAGAAUAAAAGAUCUAGACUUUGGAUCUUCGGCUCGUGGUUUUGGACUUCUUUGUUUGCCCAAGAUGCCAGAGUUGCGAGGCAAAGUCUUUCCAGACUUUAUUCCAACAAAUGUUGACAUAGACACCAUCAAGUACAAAGAUAAGAACAGAGAAAAACAGAGACGGAAGAUGCUGGAAGAGCAAAAAAAUGAAAUAAGGACAGCCAGAAAAGGGUAUGUCAGACAACAAGCCUGGUCAAAACAGAAGGAUAAGAAGGUGCGCAAGAAAAUUAAAGCUGCCAAAAGGAAGCAUGAGGACUCUGAUGUUGAUCAAGAAGAAAUGAAUGAACUUUUAAAUGACACGCGUCUCUUGAAAAAACUGAAGAAGAAAAAAAUCUCUGAAGACGACUUUGAGAAACAGAUAACUGGUGGCUCGCGAUCAAAAACCUGUGGCAGCUCAGGGGAAGACGACUAA